Molecule: messenger RNA, 1746 nt
Organism: Euleptes europaea (tarantolino)
Lineage: Eukaryota; Metazoa; Chordata; Lepidosauria; Squamata; Sphaerodactylidae
Gene: RIOK1
Product: RIO kinase 1
Exons: 17
Coding region: 50-1735 (561 amino acids)
Biological process (GO): maturation of SSU-rRNA
Cellular component (GO): preribosome, small subunit precursor; cytosol
Molecular function (GO): protein serine/threonine kinase activity; ATP binding
Source: RefSeq, a predicted model, not a curated record
AGAGAAGAUAGCACAAGUUGUGUGCAUUGGAGACCACCUACCAGCAAUAAUGAAUUUCAGGGAGGAAAUUAUGAGCCAGGUAGUUCCAGGACAAUUUGAUGAUGCAGAGUUUUCGGACAGUGAGCAGGCACAGAUUGAAGUCAUUCAGAAAAAGAAAGAAAUAAUUCAAAUGAAGUCAUCACAUUUGUACAUGGAAGCAGAUGUGGAUGAAUUUGACGACACUGGUGAAGACGACGAAGACGAUUGGGACUGGGAUGAUGACAUGGGGAAAGUCACAAAGCGAAAUCUACUUCCUGGAGGAAGAAACACACAGGCAAACAGACAGGCGCCCAGUUGCAAUGCAUCAAAAAUGUCCACUCCUACAGACAAGGCACUAAGAAAAUUUGAGAAUAAAAUUAAUCUAGACAAGCUACAUUUUGCAGAUUCUGUUAUAAACAGAGUUACAGAGAAAUCAAGGCAAAGAGAAGCAGAAAUGUACCGGGUGAAAGAUAAAUCAGACAGAGCAACUGUGGAACAAGUGUUGGACCCACGAACCCGAAUGAUUCUGUUCAAGAUGCUAACAAGAGGUGUGAUAUCCGAGAUCAAUGGCUGCAUCAGCACAGGGAAGGAGGCUAAUGUGUAUCAUGCCAGCACUGCAAAUGGAGAGAACAGGGCAAUAAAGAUAUUUAAAACUUCUAUUCUGAUGUUUAAAGAUCGGGAUAAGUAUGUGAGUGGAGAAUUCAGGUUUCGCCAUGGAUACUGUAAAGGAAACCCUAGAAAAAUGGUCAAGACAUGGGCAGAAAAAGAAAUGAGGAAUUUAACAAGGUUACAUGUAGCGCAAAUUCCAUGCCCAGAACCUGUUAUGCUAAGAAGCCAUGUUCUUGUUAUGGGCUUUAUUGGAAAAAAUGACAUGCCCGCUCCUUUGUUGAAAAAUGCCCAGUUAUCAGACACAAAAGCUCGGGAGUUGUACCUGCAGGUCAUACACUAUAUGAGGAGAAUGUAUCAGGAUGCAAGACUUGUUCAUGCAGAUCUCAGCGAAUUUAAUAUGCUGUAUCACAGUGGGGAGAUAUAUAUCAUAGAUGUGUCCCAGUCUGUGGAGCAUGAUCACCCUCAUGCUUUGGAAUUCCUGAGGAAAGACUGUGCCAACGUUAAUGACUUUUUCCGGAAAUACAGUGUUGCAGUGAUGACUGUAAGAGAGCUCUUUGAGUUUGUCACCGAUCCGUCUAUUACAAGCAAGAACAUGGAUGCUUAUCUGGAAAAAGCAAUGGAAAUCUCAUCCCAGAGGACUGAGGAAGAAAGGUCUAAUCAAGAUAAUGUGGACGAAGAGGUUUUCAAGAAAGCCUAUAUCCCUAGGACACUUACUGAAGUUAAAAACUAUGAGAGAGAUGUGGAUAUCAUGAUGAAGCUGAAAGAAGAAGACGCGGCCUUGAAUGUGCAACAAGAUAAUAUUCUCUACCAGACAGUUACAGGGUUAAAGAAGGAUUUAUCAGGUGUUCAAAAGGUCCCUGCUCUACUUGACAAUAAAGAAGAAACAGAAUCUGAUUCAGAGGAUGACGGGAGUUCUGACUCCAAAUCGGCCUGCAAAGAACAGGAAGAGUCUGUUCAUCGUAAAGAUCAGCCGGCUGAGACAGCGGUGGAUAAAAAGGAAAGGAAGAAGGUAGCUAAAGAGGCUCAGCGAGAGAAGAGGAAACACAAGAUCCCAAAGCACGUAAAAAAACGAAAAGAGAAGACUGCAAAAAUGAAGAAGGGCAAAUAAAUCCCAGUUGG